This is a messenger RNA of Macrosiphum euphorbiae (potato aphid), 675 nucleotides long. The record is from the annotation of a GenBank genome assembly. Lineage: Eukaryota; Metazoa; Arthropoda; Insecta; Hemiptera; Aphididae.
AUGAAAGCCACUGAGUCAUCAAAUUGUGAAAAUGAUUUUGAUUACAAUUUAUUUGAUCCUGGUUCACAGAACGCAACGAUUUCUACACCUAACACAGAUAUAGAUACUUUAGUUGAAUCAGUUUCAGACUCAUUUGUAUCUUCGGAAGAGGAGGGUGAUUUCAAUCAAUGCCUCAAUAAUAAAGAAGAAGAAAUAACAUUAGAAACCUGUUCAAAUACAUACUUUGCUGGAUAUUUGGCCAAAAAAUGUAUAGAUCAAUUUAAAUGCACUAAAUGUGAAUUAAUAAUUUUAAAAAGUAACGAUUUUUUGUUUGAUGACCAAGAGUAUUUAAUUUUUUACAAACAAUUUGAAAGUGCCGAUAUUGAAAGAAGUAGUCUCAAAAAGCCUUCUGAUUUAUUUAUAAACUUUGUUUCUACAGCACAAAAGUGUUUAAAAGAUUUUGUAGAACUAAAUCCUCAUAAAAGAAAAUUGUGUGCAACCAUCCAACUAAAAAUAAAAAAUGAAUUGAUUUCUGAUUUAAAUUUUGAUCCAAACUGUGAUCAACAUAUUGAUUUUAUUAUCCAAAAAUUAAUAAUUUGUAAAUUAUUAAGGCAUUUUAAUUGGACAUCUAAACAUUUGAAAGGACGUUCUAGUGUACAAACAGUGAAUAAAUUAAAAAUUUUGAAAAAUGUUUAA